Molecule: messenger RNA, 2218 nt
Organism: Phacochoerus africanus (Common warthog)
Lineage: Eukaryota; Metazoa; Chordata; Mammalia; Artiodactyla; Suidae
Gene: CA8
Product: carbonic anhydrase 8
Exons: 9
Coding region: 278-1153 (291 amino acids)
Molecular function (GO): carbonate dehydratase activity; zinc ion binding
Source: RefSeq, a predicted model, not a curated record
CUGCUCCCGCUCCGGGCGCCGCGGCUUCUCUCCGAACUGCAGGGUCUCGGGCCGUGUUCCCAGCGCCGAGGCUCGCCGAUUCCCGCCUCACGCCGCCCGCGCUUGCCCGCGCGCUCCCACCCACGCCGCCCUUGACCGAACGCGCCCCCACUCGUUCCCGCGCGCAUACCCUCGCCCGCGCGCCCCCCACGCGCCCCUACUCGCGCUCCGGGAGCGCUCGCCCUGCAAAGGCGCGGGCACCGAGGGCGAGAGCGCCGAGGGGACCCACGGCCUCCCCAUGGCUGACCUGAGCUUCAUCGAAGAUUCCGUCGCCUUCCCGGAGAAGGAGGAGGAUGAGGAGGAGGAGGAAGAGGAGGGUGUGGAGUGGGGCUACGAGGAAGGUGUUGAGUGGGGGUUGGUGUUUCCUGAUGCUAAUGGGGAGUAUCAGUCUCCCAUUAACUUGAACUCAAGAGAAGCUAGAUACGACCCUUCCCUGCUGGAUGUCCGCCUCUCCCCAAAUUAUGUAGUCUGCCGAGACUGUGAGGUCACCAACGAUGGACAUACCAUUCAGGUUAUCCUGAAGUCAAAAUCAGUUCUUUCAGGAGGUCCACUGCCUCAAGGACAUGAAUUUGAACUGUACGAAGUUAGAUUUCAUUGGGGAAGAGAAAACCAGCGUGGUUCUGAGCACACAGUAAAUUUCAAAGCUUUCCCCAUGGAGCUCCACCUGAUCCACUGGAACUCCACCUUGUUUGGCAGUAUUGAUGAGGCUGUGGGGAAGCCCCAUGGAAUCGCCAUCAUUGCUUUGUUCGUUCAGAUAGGAAAAGAACACGUAGGCCUGAAGGCUGUGACUGAAAUCCUCCAAGAUAUUCAAUAUAAGGGGAAGUCCAAAACAAUACCCUGCUUUAAUCCUAACACUUUAUUACCAGAUCCUCUGCUGCGGGAUUACUGGGUUUAUGAAGGCUCCCUCACUAUCCCGCCUUGCAGUGAAGGUGUGACCUGGAUAUUAUUCCGAUACCCUUUGACGAUAUCCCAGCUACAGAUUGAAGAAUUUCGAAGGCUGAGAACACACGUGAAGGGGGCAGAGCUUGUGGAAGGCUGUGAUGGGAUUUUGGGAGACAACUUUAGACCCACUCAGCCACUCAGCGACAGAGUCAUUAGAGCUGCAUUUCAAUAGCCAACGACAGUGGACCCGGUGUGUCUCCAUCCGGGAGGAAGACAAUGGUCCUCUAGUGCCCUUGGAUGAGAAACAGAGACUUUGACCUGCAGCUUCAGUUUAUCCUCAAAGCCUGCAUUGUUUGUCUUCAUCUAAUCCAACUUUGAUGGACAUCUGUGACAGCUGCCUGUACACAUGCUCUAAUGAAAUAUUAGAAAUGGCUGUACCUUCAAAAGAAACCCCGUAUUAUAUAUCCACAUCACCACUGCUAGUCUUCAUAUUUUUGCACAUACUGUUUAUUGCUUAUGUGUAGAAGAAAUGAAACUAGUUUUCGGAGUUAUUAUUAAUAUGAAUAUAUAUCAUGUAUUAAUACUGAGACAGGAAAAAUACAUUGCCAGCCUUAGCACUCCUUCAUUUCCUGUCUCCAACAGAAAAUUCACUCAUUCGGAGAAUAAUGCAAUUCUUGAUAAUAAAAUGCAAGUUCUGAUCAAGAACAGCAUACAGCUUCAAAAUGGAAUGUGAAGGAUUAGUGAAAAUCCUCUCCCAUGUUACUUUUCAGCCCUCACCAUGAUUAAUGUCCGGGUGAUUUGUUAUGAUUUGUGAGUUAAUGCGCAAACCUAAUAAUCACUGUAUAUAUUAAUUUCUUAGCUAAAGGUUUUAAUUGAAUCUAGGAUUCUAAUCAUAUUUAUUUGACGUAUUAGAAGCCAUGGUUUCUAGGACUUUGAGAAAGGUAUAAUAAAUAUAUAGAGUAAAAAAGUGGACACUUUAUUUUUAUUUUAUAGCUUUAUUUUCCAUGGUAGAAGCAUAUAUUUAAUAGUACUCCAUAAUAAUUUAGUGUUGUACAUUUUGUAAGACUUUAAAGUAUUUUAUUCUAUAGGUUUCACUUCAAUGUAUUGAAUGUUUCUUUCUAAGGUGACUAACAAUAUCCUUAUUUUAAUUUUAAGUGCUGCUGGCAAAUUAAGCAUAUGCUUAGAUGCAGUUAGAUGUGACCAAAUGAGAUAAUUUACAUAAAGCAGUAGAGUGCCUGGCAGAAAACAAGUACUUAAUAAAGAUUAUUUGUGGUUAUAAUUAUUGGCAUAAAACUAA